CUCUCUCUCCCCCCCCCCCCCCCCUCCUCAUGGGCAUGCUCUGCUCUUCUGCUUCGAACUCAGACCCACUAGUCCCAGACCUCAAAUAACUCCCCAACAAACCCCACCUAAUUUACAGGUUUGCCACGCAAAGCUUAGCAAGACGGCCGCUUCUAUAAGCCACAGUUGGAGCAGUAAGCUGGGGAAAGUUGCUCUUUCCAACUUCAUGGCUUUGGGGUUCUCCUCCAUCCAGACCAGCCAUUUAAGACCAUCUUGCCCUUCUUAUUUCUCCUUAUUCCGCUCCUGUCCCCGGUCGUCCAGGUCCCUGUGGACUAGUCCCAGACCACAGGCUUAUGCGGCCCAGGCUGAUGUUGGGAUUUCAGGUAAUCCGACAAUCCCUUUCAACCCAGUUCACUAUAAUCCCGAAAGAAAAUCCAACGAUAAUAGAAAAGCCUGGAAACACGAGGCUUGGGCAUUGAGAAAGGAAAAGGUGAAGGAAAAUCCUUAUGGAAGUAACAUAUCCUGUAGAGUAAAUAUUGAAACAUAUACGCCAGAAAGGAAUGAGGGUUCCCUACAUUUGGAUGAUAAGUUGGAUGUAAAGUCUGAAGCCUCAUUUUACAAAACAUCGGCAAUUGAUGAUCAAAUCAGUGAAAGUUUUGCAAACAUACAUGAGGCUGAGGCUUCUCCUGAGGUACAAUCGGGUAAAGCACAUGGUGAAGGAAAUAAUGUUGACAAGGUGAGUGGUUAUGGAGGGAUUGACAAGAUUAAAGUGGACAAGGUGAAUGGUUACAGACGGGGCAGUCAGAAUGUGUCGGCUUAUGGAGCGAUUGACAAGAUUAAGGUGAACAAGGUGAAUGGUCAUGGACGGGACCAUCAGAAUGUGUCCGCUUAUGGAGGAGUUGAUAAGAUAAAGUGGACAAGGUGAAUGGUUAUGGACAGGACCGUCAGAAUGUGUCAGCUUCUGGAGGGAUUGACAAUAUUAAAGUGAAGAAGGUGAAUGGUCAUGCAGAUGCUGCUCAUGUGAUUCAAAGGGACAAGUCAGCUAAAAAACCUUCUGAAACUAAAGCUGCUACAGCAAUAAAUGAGGGAGAUCUUCUUGAGAAGCUUAGUACCAUAUGACAAGGUUCUUGUUGUCAACAGUGUCCCUGAUGCGAAAAAAGUUGUUAGGAUGCUUACAGAUCAAUACAGGCAUCUUGUCCAUGCCUGUGACACAGAGGUGGCGAAUAUAGAGGUGAAGCUAGAAACACCUGUUGAUCAUGGAGAAAUAAUAUGUUUUAGCAUCUAUUCUGGACCAGAUGUGGAUUUUGGAAAUGGGAAGUCUUGUAUUUGGGUGGAUGUUCUUGAUGGUGGUGGCAAGGAACUUUUAAUGGAGUUUGCUCCUUUUUUCGAAGACCCCUCCAUCAAAAAGGUUUGGCACAAUUAUAGCUUUGAUAACCAUGUAAUAGAGAACUAUGGGAUUAAGCUUUCUGGUUUCCAUGCCGACACGAUGCACAUGGCUCGCUUGUGGGAUUCAUCAAGGCGGUUAAAAGGUGGUUAUUCUCUUGAAGCACUUUCACAUGACCCAAAGGUCAUGUCUGGGGCCCAACUGAGUGAUGAGAAGGAUUUGAUUGGUAAAAUAUCUAUGAAAACAAUAUUUGGCAGGAAGAAAGUGAAGAAAGAUGGAAGUGACGGGAAAGUGACCAUUAUUGACCCUGUUGAAGUGCUACAAAGAGAAAAGAGAAAACCAUGGAUUUGUUAUUCUGCCUUAGAUUCAAUAAGCACACUGAAGCUUUAUGAGAGUAUGAAAAACCAACUAAGCAAAAAGGAGUGGAAAAUUGAUGGAAAACCAGAACCUGGAACCAUGUUUAAUUUCUAUGAAAAAUAUUGGAGACCAUUUGGUGAGCUUUUAGUUAAGAUGGAAACUGAGGGAAUGUUGGUUAAUCGGGAUUAUUUAGCUGAGAUUGAGAAGUUGGCCAAAGCAGAACAAGAGAUUGCUGCAAACAGAUUUCGUAGGUGGGCGUCUAGGUACUGCCCUGAUGCCAACUACAUGAAUGUGGGAAGUGAUGUGCAACUACGCCAGCUCCUCUUUGGUGGGAUCGCAAAUAGAAAGGACUCCAACCAGUUUCUUCCAACGGAGAAGACUUUCAGAGUUCCAAACAUUGAUGGAGUGAUUGAAGAAGGGAAGAAUACAGCCUCAAAAUUUCGCAAUAUUACUCUGCAUAAUAUUGUUUCCAAUCUUCCAGCUGAGAUUUACACAGCAAGUGGUUGGCCCUCAGUUGGUGGAGAUGCUUUGAAAAUUUUAUCUGGGAAGGUCUCUUCAGAAUUUCAUUUUGUGGAUGACGACCAGGAAGGUGUUGGAGAUGCUUGUGAGACAGUGGAUGCUGAAUAUUUGGGAACACAAGAGGAUAGGUCUGAGGUUGACACAUCUGCUUAUGGAACAGCUUUUAAAGCAUUUGAGAAAGAGGAGAAGGGGAAAGGGAAGGAAGCUUGCCACGCCAUUGCUGCUUUAUGCCAAGUUUGCUCUAUUGAUUCCUUGAUAUCCAACUUCAUCCUUCCUUUGCAGAGCAGUAAUAUAUCAGGCAAGAAUAAGCGAAUUCAUUGUUCUCUAAAUAUCAACACAGAAACGGGGCGUCUGUCCGCGAGGAGGCCUAAUUUACAGAACCAACCUGCUUUGGAGAAAGACCGGUAUAAGAUCCGCCAGGCUUUUGUAGCUGCACCCGGGAAUUCUCUUAUUGUUGCUGAUUAUGGACAGCUCGAACUCAGGAUUCUUGCUCAUCUGUCCAACUGUACAAGUAUGUUGGAUGCCUUCAAAGCUGGUGGAGAUUUUCAUUCAAGGACUGCAAUGAACAUGUACCAGCAUAUUCGUGAUGCCGUUGAGAGUGAAGAAGUGCUACUUGAGUGGGAUCCUCAACCUGGUGAAGAGAAACCCCCAGUUCCAUUAUUGAAGGAUAACUUUGCUUCUGAAAGAAGGAAAGCUAAAAUGCUUAACUUUUCCAUUGCAUAUGGGAAAACUCCAGUUGGGCUUUCCCGGGAUUGGAAGGUAUCGGUUCAGGAAGCAGAAAACACAGUUAAACUGUGGUACAAAGAAAGACAAGAAGUGCUUAUUUGGCAAGAAGAACGUAAAAAAGAAGCUAUAGAAAAUAGAUGUGUUCACACAUUACUUGGACGGGCUCGCCAGUUCCCAGCAGUAUCUCGUGAUAAACGUGCUCUAAGAGGUCAUAUUGAAAGGGCUGCUAUCAAUACACCAGUGCAGGGCAGUGCUGCUGAUGUUGCCAUGUGUGCUAUGUUAGAAAUAUCCAAGAAUGCACGUUUGAAUGAACUUGGGUGGAGGCUGCUUUUACAGGUUCACGAUGAAGUGAUCCUGGAAGGGCCAUCAGAGUCUGCUGAGGAAGCAAAGAAAUUAGUUGUUGAGUGCAUGUCGUUUCCCUUCAACGGAAAGAAUAAUCUUAAAGUCGACCUUGCCGUUGAUGCCAAGUGUGCACAAAACUGGUAUGCCGGCAAGUAGAUGCGGUGGCUAAUCACAAAAUUGGGCUUUUGGUUUGAGACCCUCGACAGUCGGUGUGUUAUGCAUCCAGAGGGCCAGCUAUUUGCAGUGUUUGCUUUAAGUGCUUUCACUCAUAAGAGGUUUUUUUUUGCCCGAGGAAUCGGUUGUUUUAGUCUGUUGAUGUGAAAUUUUCCGGUCAUCAAAGAGUUGAUGUGUCACAUUUCGGCCAAGGAUUACUAGAAGAGGGUUCGGUCUGCUGCUUUGAUGUGCACUGUCAGGUUUAGACCUUUGGGGAAGAAGGCUCAUGGAAGAGCAGGCCUUGUAUAUAUAGAAAUAGUCUACUACCUGUUGAAUUUAACACUCUUCUAAUGCCUUCGUACUUUCUUUGGUGAAACUGAAAAUGUAUAUUUUGAACAAGAGCAUGAAGAUGCAAUACUUAUUAUCCCCUGUCUUCUACA
Molecule: messenger RNA, 3900 nt
Organism: Malus domestica (apple)
Lineage: Eukaryota; Viridiplantae; Streptophyta; Magnoliopsida; Rosales; Rosaceae
Product: DNA polymerase I B, chloroplastic/mitochondrial-like
Biological process (GO): DNA-templated DNA replication; double-strand break repair
Molecular function (GO): DNA-directed DNA polymerase activity; DNA binding; 3'-5' exonuclease activity
Source: RefSeq, a predicted model, not a curated record